Messenger RNA from Dichotomopilus funicola, 4410 nucleotides. RefSeq names its product V-type ATPase 116kDa subunit family-domain-containing protein. Gene Ontology annotation, cellular component: proton-transporting V-type ATPase, V0 domain; vacuolar proton-transporting V-type ATPase complex; fungal-type vacuole membrane. Gene Ontology annotation, biological process: vacuolar acidification; proton transmembrane transport. Bases 1 to 4410 code for a protein of 1469 amino acids. The record is from RefSeq and is a predicted model, not a curated record. The transcript has 7 exons. Gene Ontology annotation, molecular function: proton-transporting ATPase activity, rotational mechanism; ATPase binding. Lineage: Eukaryota; Fungi; Ascomycota; Sordariomycetes; Sordariales; Chaetomiaceae.
AUGGCAUCCGACGACCACUCCCGGCCUUCCACCCCGGACCGGGUCUCUCGCUCUUCUUUUUCCUCCAUCCGCGAACACGACAACAUCCUACCGCAAUCCUUCACUCAAUCCAAGAUCUCGUCCUACUUCGGUGCCGACUCCGAAGAGGCCAUCGACUGUACCACCACUGCCAAUAACAGCCCUCCCCUCACCCCCGGCUCGUCGUCCACUACCUCAGCCCGGGCGCUCAACAUGAUCCAGACCCAGUUCCAGCCUCCUGUCACGAACCCCAGCAGCAGGCUCCUUGGUUACUGGACUCCGGCGGAUAGUUUUCAGGGAUGGAAGGGCAUCCAGGUGAAGGGCAAGCUCGCGAGCAAGAGUUUUGGUGAUCUUCAGGUCUUGAACCAGGUCUUUAGCCAUCCCCCUUCACGCCCGACUAAGCGCGGCCAGAACAGACCCGGCGAAGCUAUCAUCGAGCGACUACCCACCGAGAUCUUGAGUGCCAUCAUCAAUCUCCUCGCUCUCGAUGUGCCCCCCAAUGGCCUCACGAGACGCAAUAUCGAUUUGAUGUCGUUGCUGCUGACGUCUAGGACGUUGCACGUGGCCACCCUCAGCACCCUAUACAGCAGAAUCACGAUCCCCCACUCACGGAUCUUCCAAAAGUUCCUCGCUCACAUCUCUGUCCACCCAAACCUGGGCACGAUUGUGCGCCGGCUCGACUUCUGCCACUUCAACCCCUCGCAGCUGUUCUUGACAGCUGCCGAGCGCUCCAAAGCGCGUAACCUCACGUCUGAGACCCUCCUCCAGUGCCUAGAACUGACCCCUCAUUUGCAAGAGUUCCUAGGCCAGGAGUAUAUCGAUGAGGAUCUCGAUGGGGCUGUGCUGCAGAAGCUUUUCCUCGGACUUCCCCAGUUGAAAGCGAUCGACUUUUGCGGUUGCACCUCGGCAUCCUUCAAGGAAGCCUUUACCAACAUCAUCUCGCCCAACUGGCCGAAUGAGCUGACAGUGCAGCGAUUGUCUCUCCAUAAGUGCCUGACGCUACCAUCGUCGGUCUUCGAGGCAAUCCUGCCACGGCUAUCCCGACUCACGCACCUUGAUGUCGCCGGCACGCGUAUAACAGACGCGGCACUGGCCUCGAUCCCACCCACGGCGCGCAUUACGCACUUGAAUAUCACCAAGUGCACGUUGCUAACGGCUCGCAACGUGAUCGAUUUUCUGGCGAACCAUCCUGCCGUCAAGGAGCUCCGGUUCCUGAGCCUAGCGGCCGAUGCCCGCAGCCAUCAGACCUUCGAUCCCGAGAACGUGACCGAGCUUCUCCACAUCCUCCCGGGGACGCUGAAGUCGCUGAACCUGAAGGGGAGCAAGAUGACUGCUGCACACAUUGAUCUGCUGCGGCCCUUGACGAAGCACCUCGAGGAGCUUGCAGUCGGGCGCUCGCUGACGAUGCGGGACAUCAACCGGUUGUUCGUGCCGGACGAGGAUGCCGAUCCGGUCGUACAGGCCGAGUGGGUGCCACACACGCUCCGGUACAUUGACCUGUCGGACUUUUGGGGCCAGGAUAUCGACCUGGUUUACCUGUUUGGCAACGCGUGUGUGUUGCUGCGGCCGUUCUCUGAGCCGCUCGAGGUGAUCGAGUUAGCCGAGGACGUCUGCCGGCGCGUCAGCAAGUCAUCGACUGCGCUGCAGCGUAUCGGCUGGCGGCUUUCCGAGUGUGGAAGCCGUGGGUGGCUCGUGAGACAGCCCGCCAAGGUUACCAACCCCAACGCUGGUGCGAUUGUUAACGUGCCGCGGGACGAUGGCCGGCGCACCUGGAAGAUGGGCGCCGAGUCGUGGGGUAUGCGGAAGAUUCCCGUUGCGCAUGCCGAGGUGGGCGGUAUGUAUGCCUCGCUCUACAUCUCCAAUGAAAUCGGCCGCGAAGUCGUCAACGCCCUCGGUGAACUCGGCCUGGUGCAGUUCCGUGAUCUCAAUGGGGAUCUUAGUGCCUUCCAGCGCGCCUUUACACAGGACAUCCGCCGUCUCGACAAUGUUGAGCGUCAACUCCGUUACUUCCACGCCCAGAUGGAAAAGGCCGGCGUCUCGCUCCGUAAGCUGGAUCUGGAUGUCGACACCCUUGCCCCGCCCACGACCACCGAGAUCGACGAGCUCGCCGAACGGAGUCAGAGCCUUGAGCAGCGCGUGUCUUCACUUAACGAGAGCUACGAAACGCUCAAGAAGCGCGAGGUCGAGUUGACAGAAUGGCGCUGGGUCCUCCGCGAAGCCGGCGGCUUCUUCGAUCGCGCCCACGGCAACGUCGAGGAGAUUCGCGCUUCUACUGAAGAUGACGACGCUCCGCUGCUGCAGGACAUCGAACACCACAUAUCGGCCCCGGAGGUCGAGCGCUCGUUCUCCGGCAUGAACAUUGGCUUCGUUGCCGGUGUCAUUGCCCGGGAUCGUGUAGCUGCCUUUGAGCGCAUCUUGUGGCGCACGCUGCGUGGCAACCUGUACAUGAACCAGGCCGAGAUCCCCGAACCGCUCAUCGACCCGGCGACCAACGAGCCUGUCCAGAAGAACGUGUUUGUCAUCUUUGCCCACGGCAAGGAGAUCCUGGCCAAGAUCCGAAAGAUCUCCGAGUCCAUGAGCGCCGAGGUGUACAACGUGGACGAGAACAGCGAUCUGCGCCGGGACCAGGUGCAUGAGGUCAACGCCCGUCUGAACGACGUCCAGAGCGUUCUGCGCAACACCCAGCAGACCCUCGAGGCCGAACUCGCCCAGAUCUCGCGUUCCCUGUCCGCCUGGAUGGUACUAGUCGGCAAGGAGAAGGCCGUCUUCAACACACUCAACAACUUCUCCUAUGACCGCGCCCGUCGCACUCUGAUCGCCGAGGGUUGGUGCCCGACCCACGAUCUGCCACUCAUCCGUUCCACCCUGCAGGAUGUGACCAACCGUGCCGGUCUCGCGGUGCCGUCCAUCAUUAACGAGAUCCGCACCAACAAGAAGCCACCGACAUACCUCAAGACGAACAAGUUCACCGAAGCUUUCCAGACCAUCGUCAACGCCUACGGCACCGCCACCUACCAGGAAGUCAACCCGGCCAUCCCCGUCAUCGUCACCUUCCCCUUCCUCUUUGCCGUCAUGUUCGGUGAUCUCGGUCACGCCAUCAUCAUGCUGUGCGCCGCGCUCGCCAUGAUCUACUGGGAGAAGCCACUGAAGAAGGUCACCUUUGAGCUCUUCGCCAUGGUUUACUACGGCCGUUACAUCGCCCUGGUCAUGGCCGUUUUCUCCAUCUACACCGGUCUUAUCUACAACGAUAUCUUCUCCAAGUCCAUGACCCUCUUCAAGAGCUCCUGGGAGUGGGAUGCCCCGCCCGAUUUCCAGACCGGCCAAACUGUCAGCGCCCGUCUCCGGGAUCCCAACUACCGCUACCCCUUUGGUCUCGACUGGCGCUGGCACGGGACGGAGAACGAUUUGCUCUUCACCAACAGUUACAAGAUGAAGAUGAGUAUUAUUCUCGGCUGGGCCCAUAUGACCUACUCGCUCUGUUUCUCGUAUAUCAACGCCCGCCACUUCAAGCGCCCCAUCGACAUCUGGGGUAACUUCCUACCCGGCAUGAUCUUCUUCCAGGCCAUCUUUGGUUACCUUGUGCUCUGCAUCAUCUACAAGUGGACCGUCGACUGGUUCGCCAUCGGGCAGCAACCGCCGGGACUGCUCAACAUGCUCAUCUACAUGUUCCUGCAGCCGGGCUUCAUCGACGUACCCCUGUAUCGAGGGCAAAAAUACGUACAGGUCGCCCUGCUGCUCAUCGCCCUCGUCCAGGUGCCUAUUCUCUUGUUCCUCAAGCCGUUCUAUCUGCGUUGGGAGCACAACCGCGCCCGCGCAAAGGGUUAUCGCGGGAUCGGCGAGCGUUCGAGAGUCAGCGCCAUGGAUGAGGACGAUGGUGCGAAUGGCGGUGCAAACGGGAGGUUGAGCGUCGAUAGUGACGGCGAGGGCGUCGCUAUGAUCGCGCAGGGGCAUGAUGAUGACGAGGAUGACCAUGGUGACGGACACGGCGGGGAGUUUGAAUUUAGCGAGGUUAUGAUUCACCAGGUCAUUCACACCAUCGAAUUCUGCCUCAACUGUGUCUCGCACACGGCCUCGUACCUCCGUCUCUGGGCUCUCUCGCUUGCCCAUCAGCAGCUCUCAGCCGUGUUGUGGUCCAUGACCAUGGGCCCGGCCCUCGCCACCUCAGGCAUCGGCGGCGCUAUCUUCCUGGUCAUUGUGUUUGCCGCCUUCUUCUGUCUGAGCUGUAUCAUUCUGAUUAUUAUGGAAGGUGUCUCUGCUAUGCUUCACUCGCUGCGUCUCGCCUGGGUCGAGUCGUUCUCCAAGUUUGCCGAGUUUGGCGGGUGGCCGUUUGCACCGUUUUCAUUCAAGCAGCUACUAGAAGAGUCGGAGGAGUUGAAGGAGUAUCUGGGCUGA